ACAAGGAUAAAUAGUGCAAAUGUUGUCCGGUUUAGGGGGAAAAUUUAGAAGUUAGUUACCUGUUUGGGAGCCGAAAGAGUCGACUCUUAUUGCUGAGCUGAACCAAAUGACCUGACUCACUGAAAAGAGCCGGAAUUCAGGGGCUGCACUGUUUUCGUGCACGCGCUCCGCUGCUGUCUAGCGUCAGGUUGGCAUAGCAACGGUCCUGCUACAACCUGCGCACUGUGAGCUUUAUUCGGUUCCUCUAGUUUUACCUUGUUUAUGUAAUCGCCCUUAGCUUGAAGAUGUGUUAAAUAUACCUAAGGGGAACAUUCCAGUGCACUGUUUGAACACUUUGUGUAGCGUUGAGUAGGCUUGUUGGUAUUUUUGGUCGUUUGUUUAUCCUUUUAUUGCGGUUAGACCAGCUAAUGACUGACGUUAGCUACCGACUUGUCUGUAUAAUAAAUAAUAUAGACAUUAUAUAUGUCUAUAUACACGUCAAAUAAUGACCUUGUUAGAUUUAAAUUUCAAAGUAAAUCCAACAAGCAACAAGUGUGUGUUUUAAAGCUCAACGCAAAGUGAAUUUGUUAUUGUAAAUAUAUCGUUUUAGACACAUUACGUUUGAAACAUCUGGAAAUGUUCAAGAACGAGUAUCAGGGUGGUGCUGUUGUAGAGGUCUUCAGUGCACAAGGAAAAGAUCCCGUGGCAAAAUGGAAACUUAGCGGCCAGCCGUCAAUAAGCAAGAUGUUCGAUAAAGAAAUGAAAGGUUUUGUGUACAGCCUUGAAGGCAGCAGUCAAACACAUAGGAUGCAGUUACCCAAAGAUGGAAAGACACCUCUUGUCCUGAUUCAGAAGUUCCUGGUCCUGCAGGUGAAUGUUCCUUCUGGUAAAGACUUCUCAACUGAGCUUGUUGUUACAGAUCAAGGGCACCUGAAGCGAAGGCUCUACUUGUCCACUGUCCACAAGGAGUUCUCAGCUACCCCUCUGCAUGCCAGAAUACCGCUUACCUGCCUCAGACGAAACAUUUGGUGUAACCUGUGCAUUGACCUGAGCUCAUUCACCGCUGAGCUGUUCCGAGGAGCUGCAUUCCUGUCUCUGGAUGGCAUCAUAAUCUCAGCCUGCUGUAAAGUCAGGCGUAUCUUCACCAUGAGGACUGAACCUGCGGACCAUGUGGACAGAGAUCCUUAUGACAUAAGAAAUGAUCCUAAAGAGGAGAUUCCUAAAAGCUGCCAGUUUCCUUCCGAGGUUCAGCACAUUACACAGCUAAUGAAUAUGGAGAGACUGAGACACGCUGAUCUGAGAAGUGCAUCUAUCAACUCGGAAUCUGAACAGCUGAACACUGGGAGAGCUUCUCGGGGUCCUAAAACACAGGACUGCUCCCAUAUUGCUUUCGGUUCGAAAGUCACAGGACGCCCUCCGCUCACUGCAAGAAAAGGCAGUUCGUUAGCAAAUGUGAGAGAACACAAAGCUCAUUCAGGGAGAAGUGGAAGACUAAAGACACAACCACCAGCUGAGCAGGCAUCUUCUGAGAGAACAGAGUCUGGGAGGCCAAAGCAGAUUCAUAAUGCUGGGAAAGAGAGAAUAGUUACACAUCAGACAUGUAGUUCAUAUUCUCCUGAGCCAAUUCCCAGACCUUCAGAAUGCCUGAAUGAAUCUCCAUCUGAUUCACUCCCUGAAUUGCAUAUUCUUGAGAAUGGAAAUGCCACCAGAAGGACUUCAACUCCAAGUCUGGAUGAAGCUGAAGAAGAGGAUGGAGAGGAGGUCUUUACUUUUUCUUCAUAUCCUCACUCAGCCAAAAGGGUUCAACCUUUCCGCGAGGACUUUGAGGGUUUAUCUUCUGACCUUAAAGGUGAUGACCUGGGGUGGGAAGGAGAGCGGAAAGAGGCAUGUUUGGAGGAUGACUUCAUUGGGAGUGAGGGUGAAGAGGAUCAGAGCUUCUUUGGAUUCUUCUCUCAGAGAUUUGCAGCACACACCAAUCCUGCUCCUCCUACCCUGGCUUCUGUUCCCAUUCCCAGAUCUACCUCUUCACCCAGGCUUUGCACUGAGCCAACUAAGGCCUCUACUGUUACACAUACAUCCACACAGUCUUCCUCAGAGGGGUCCCGAAGGACUGAGAUGGUAUGUGUGGCACCGACCCGCUGUCUCUCACCUUGCACUGCCAAACUGCGGAGCAGACAGGAACACUCUGGACCUGAGCGAAGCAGGCCUGAUGGAGAUAUGAGGACAUCCAUUAAUAGAAGAUCUGUUCGAGAAAUUCCCCCUGAGGAUGUGAAGCUCCACGAGGUGAGGGAGAGCAUGAGGAGGAUGCCUGUGGGCUCCAGCACAUGUGAUUUAUCUAAGAAAGCAGAGCAGGAGGAGGAUGAAGAAGAAGAGCUUCGGAUGUUAGCUAGCCUAAAAAGACAGCAGGAAGAGGAGGAGGGUGGGACCUGUGACUCAGGCCUCAGUGCUUCACAGGUCCAGCAGUGCAAUGUCAGCCUGAGUAUGAGCAGUGAUGACACUUCUACAUGGACCCAGUGUAUCCCUCUAGUGAGUGGCCAUCUGCACAUGCACAUGGGCAUGUCCUCUGGUGCAUCUGAACAGGGCCAGUACUACCAGAAAGAGAUGAAUCCACUUCUCCACUCUAAUCCCAGGGAAUGGAUGGAUGUACUCAGCCCUCCGAUAAUUCAUCCUAGACAACAGCAGACUGAGAGCAAAGGAGACCACAGCAACAUAUCCACCAAAGGGUCUGUGGCUAAGGAGAACUGCAGCGAGGACAAGUUUCUCAGUCUGCUCUAUGAUUCAUGUCUGAACUGCUACUUUGAUCCUCAGACUGGGAAGUACUAUGAGCUGAUCUAAGUUCGAUGAAAUCAAGGAGACUGAUUCAUACAGUCUGACAGAACAAUAUAUUUCAGAUAUCAUAUAAUAACAGGCACACAAUUAAAGCACAAUUAAAAAUUAAUAUUUUGAAAAUAAUUUUGAACUGUUUUAGCUUUAUUUAGGUUGUUUUUUUUAUUAAGGCAAGACACUACAGGUAGAAAUGACAAUUUUGGUCAGGUCAGUUUGAUUUUUUUGGAUAAAUUGCAUCCAUAUUUUCUCUUUAAACUAUAGCAAUAUACAGAUCAAAACUCAACCAUAAAAUAGUUUUGUCAACUUGUGACCACUGUAUUAUCUGAAACUUUGAUUCAGGCUCAAGCUUUGCACACUUGGCACAAUCAAAUUUUGUUUCCUGAUAUAUAUGUCAAUAUAAGUAUGUGUCAUUAUGAUAUGUCAGUUUCCUUUAUAAACCUUAUACACCAUACUAACUAGAGUGGAAACACAUUAAAGCACAUUGUAUUUUUAAAACAGUUUUUCUCUAAAUCAGUUUUGUUCUAUAUUCAAAACCAAAAAUGUCUAGAUGACCUGCAUUCAUGACAUGUUCAUUCCUGUCCCUAAUUAGAAGGACAUUACAGAGGAUUUUCCCAAAAUGUUGAUUAUUGUUGGAUUUCCACUAGAUUUUAUAUUGAAAAAUUGGCAUUGAAUAUUUUUUUAUAACAGUGCAGGUUUUUUCUUAAUUAAACUAAAAAGAAAUUUUAUUUCAACAAAUGUUUCUGUAAAUGUCUUUCUCAAUUGUGAAAUAAAUAUGUUA
Molecule: messenger RNA, 3583 nt
Organism: Pangasianodon hypophthalmus (striped catfish)
Lineage: Eukaryota; Metazoa; Chordata; Actinopteri; Siluriformes; Pangasiidae
Gene: cfap20dc
Product: CFAP20 domain containing
Exons: 16
Coding region: 616-2814 (732 amino acids)
Source: RefSeq, a predicted model, not a curated record